UUGUGAUCCACCCACCUCAGCCUCCCAAAGUGCUGGGAUUACAGGCGCGAGCCACUGCGACCGGCCUAUUACUCAUUUUCAAUGUCAAACUUUCCUCACAUUAUUUUAAAUACUACUUUUAUUCAAAAUUUCCAAGCUUACAAUUUAUACAAAGUUCUCUUGCCAUUUUACUAUUUGAAUAUUCCAAAAGAUAAGCUAUUGUUUAAAAGGAAGUAGAAAAGCAAUACAGAUUUCAGAUGAAGCCCUGAAAGUAAUUGGAACAGCCGUAAAGAGUUUUCAUGGUGCAGUCAUAUUUCAGGUUAGUGUUAAACAUGUUCUAGCACUUCAGAUCCAGCAUUUCACAGGUAUUGUCUAUGGCUAAGUUUACAAAGUGAGAGGGGGUAGCAAAAAUUAGUAAAUAACAUUGGUAUGUGGAAGGAACAAGAAUGGAAGUACUUUGUGAAUGACAGGUUUUCAAACAUUUUUAUCUAGAUGGUGGUGACUCUGAAAUUUAACUCUUAAACUUCUCUCCUGAACUCCAUUUUUUCUCUCCAACUCUUCCCUGGAUAGUUCUGCUGGAACUUCAACACUCCAAACUGAAUUCAUCACCUGUACCCCAUCCUACUGCAAACUGAUGUUCUUUCCUUUAUCCAUUAAGCUAGUUGGACAUCCCUAUAAAGUGUAUGUUCUGUCUUUUCCUCUCUACCGCUGCCCCCACCAAAACCCCCACCCCCAAUAAUAGAUGCUCAUCACUAUCCCCAACUGCUGCAUUGGUCUCCUAGUUUGGACUCUACCCAUAAAUUUAAUCUUUAUAUUGCCAUCUCUGGGAUGUUUUUCAAGUGCAAAAUUACAAUCAUUUUAAAACCAAAAUUUACUCAUUGAUGUCUUCCUGUUGUCUGAACCUUAGCCAUGAUGAACUAUAGGAACUCCCUAUGAACUGUUUUUGGCCGCUUUGCCUUAUGCUACUCCUUGUUCACUUAUCUAAAAGUCUUACACCCGAGCAAAAAAUUUCCAAUUCCUGUUUUUGUUCUGAGGCCACUGAAUGCAGCACAUAUUAGACUAGUAAUUCAUUCCACUUAUGUGUCUCCGCCAGAAUAAAAUAUUGCCAUUUAGUAUUGUGCUUGGCACACAUACUGUAGUUAUGUCAUAAAUGGUCCUUGAGUGUAUAAAUGAAAGAAUGGUAAUUCCAUAUUUAUAAAGGCUUGAUUUAAUUUUAUGGCUGCUGCUGCUUGAAACAUGUACAGUCUGAGUUGUGUUAAAAAUGUGCUGGGAUUAUAGGCGUGAGCUACCGCUCCUGGCCCAGAUAGGUUCUUGAUUGCUGUGUUGAAAUCCUUAAAGGCCAUUCCCAGAUAAGAGACACGUUCAAAUCACAUAGGAUCAGGAGACUGGUAUUUGAUACUUCCUUGUCCGAUCUCCUCAUUUUAACAUGUUACAUGUUUAAAGGACAAAUCAGUCAGUAGGUAAAAAAUCUUAGGGACAUAGGCUUACCAGCUCAAUAUAAUGAGCUAAUUCAAUAUAAUGAGCUAAUAAUUGACUACUAGAUACUUUUACAUGCAGCUUGUGAAUAGCAAGUUUUCUGCCUGGAUCAAACUGGGGGAGGGGAACACAGGAAAACCUCAGAAAGCAAGCCACCAUAUUUUUUAACACUACUCAGAGACAACAGAAAAGCUAGCUUUGUGGUGUCAGAAAAGCUUUCUUGGACCUUAUCAUUCUAAGAGUUCAGGAAAAUCUAAUUUCAUGUAAAAAUGAGCAAUGGAAAAAAUGUCCAAUCACAUAAAAGGAUUUUGUCAAAAUGGAAUUAUGAAUGCUUUAGUAAACCGUGGAGGAAAUGUCUCUGAAGAAUUUAGAAGAAAGUUGUCAGCAAAGCAUUCAUGGAUGUAGUAUUUGAUCUGGGUCCUCCUUGCUAUCUAAAUCAGUUGGAAUAUUAAGCUAUACUAAUAGUGCAGCUGGAACAGUAGUGGUUCCCUUCUUAUUCUGCAGGAAUGUUUUCAUUCUGACUCUGCUGUUUGAUAAGAGAGUAGGAAAGGGAGGGGGUUAUAAAGCCGUGAUUUAUUCACAAGGCCAUAGGGAAGGACAAGGAACUUGAGAAAAUUGUGACUUACUCCAUGUGGGGUUUCUGAUCCAUCAUCAUCCUUGUUCUGCACUUUCAACCAUAUCCAGCUCAGACUACUGGGCAUAUCACUGUAAUUGCUAUCAAUUGUUUUGCUAGUUGCUUAGUCCCAAAUCAUUAUCAUCUUUUCUGUCAUACCACAUUUAGGUAUUUUAUUCAACAAACGAACUGAAUGCCUGUUAUAUACCAGACACUCUUCUAAAGCACUGGGGAAAGAUACAGCAUGGAUCAAAACAAAUUCCUGUUCUCCUGGAGUGUACAAUUUUGUUUGGUAGUAGGGGAAGCAUAUCUGAAUAUGACGGUAAGUGCUAUAGAGAAAAGCAAAUGAGGGUUAGAAUGGAAAGAGAUGCCCCACUGGCAUGUAAGCUCCAGGAAACAAGGACCUGCCCUGCUGAUUAAGGCAUUUUUCCGUGCUUAGAAUGGUGUCUGCUACGUAGUAGAUAUCCAUUAUUGGUUGAAUGAGUAAAUGAUGUUUACCAUAGAUAAAUUAAAAACUUAUAUUUUCAAAUUAUAUCAGUAGCAGGCACACAUCUUAAGUUGUUAUAUUACUCCAGUGCACGUCUUGCUGAAAUUCAGAAGAGAGAGCUAUUUCGUAUGAAGCCAAUAAUCUCAAAUCAGAAAUGAAAACUGAGAUACCACCUGUCAUCACUUGCCGUCCUCGGCUAAGCCAGGAGUGUCCGACCCAUAUUCGGUAGCCUGGAUACUUAGGUGUAUUUAGUGAACUAACAAAUGAACCCUAGCCACUGCAAAGCUUCAGAACCCUCGGGGGUAGUGCUUGGCUUCUGCUAGUCCCACAGGUAUUUUAAUAUUAGCUGAACAAAUGAAAUAACCAAAAAAUAAAUCGCGACUGUGUCAGGUGAACUUGGGAAGGCGGAUGCGCUUAGGGUCCGGCUGUAGUGAGUAACACACUCCCUGCGAAGAGUCAUAUGGAGUACGAACUCUGGACUGCGAGUCCAGCUCACGGCUUUGUACCUAAAACCUUGCCCUGCGCGAGCGCCGCCGUCCUAACGCGACCUGCCCUGCCCGUCAUCUCCUAUUGGCUGUCUCUCGGAAGACCCGCCUCUUGAGAAGGAAAAGCCGUCGCUUCCCGAAUGCAUGACCAAUCAGAAGCAGCGAUCUUCAGUUUUGCCCAAUGAGACUGGGUACGGGUCCUGGCCCGCGGAGUUUGAUUUCGUCCUGGGAUGCGGAAGUAGCUGGCCCGUCAUGCGGAAGUAGCAGUCCAGUCCUAGGGACGAGAAGGUGGGUUGGUUGGAUGCGGGAGGAGGUGGGCGAGCUUCCCGUAACGUUACUGUGGCUGAACGUGAGGCUCCAGGGCUGGGCACUGGGUCGACCUCUUGUUCCUCGCUGAGGUCAUCGUUACCGCCUGUGGCUGCAAGCCGAGGCGCGCGGGUGGAAACUGGGUCGAGGUCUGGGUAGACGUCUGAGCGAUGUGGACAAGGAGUGGCGCAGUCUGGAAUUUGAUUGGGAAUUCCUAACCCCUCCACUUGAUGUUCUGGUGUCUCGGCUUCAGAGGAAGGCACCAAGAAACUGAUAAUGUUCCUUUGAAUUGGCUUCUGUAUUUGCUUCAUCAAUGUCUCUCAUACUGAAUAUCUUAAGAGAGAUGCUGGAAUAUUUUGGCAUUCCUGUAGACCAGGUUUUGCUGAUUUGGGAAAAUAAAGACUAUGGAUCAACUAGGAGUAUUGUUCGUAUUAUUGGGAAAAUGCUUCCAUUAGAACCUUGUCGAAGACCUAAUUUUGAGUUGAUCCCGCUCUUGAACUCUGUAGACUCUGAAAAUUGUGGAUCUGUGGUUCCUUCUUUUGCUGAUAUUUUGUAUGUGGCAAAUGAUGAAGAAGCCAGUUAUCUCAGAUUUCGAAAUAGUAUAUGGAAAAAUGAAGAAGAGAAGGUGGAAAUUUUUCAUCCUUUGCAGCUAGUUCGGGAUCCACUGUCACCUGCUGUAAGACAGAAAGAAACAGUGAAAAAUGAUAUGCCUGUAAAUGAAGCUGCAAUUAAAAAAAUAGCUGCCCUUGAAAAUGAGCUGACUUUUCUUCGCUCUCAGAUUGCAGCAAUUGUGGAAAUGCAGGAACUGAAAAACAGUGCACAUUCUAGUUCCUUUGGCUUGAAUGACAAGCCCAUUAGUUUGGGCCAGUUGUCAUCAUCGCGGGCUGCCCGUCUGAGUGUGGAGCCGGAUCAGUUUCCAAGUUCAGUGCUUUCUUCUCCUCCUCCUCCACCACCACUUCCUCCUCAUUUUUCAUCUCUCCAGCCACUGAGUUUUCCUCCCGUACAACCAAGAUCUAGUAAUAUUUGUGACUCAGAUAAUCCAGCUACUGAAAUGAACAAACAGAACCUGGCUGCUAAUAAGACCAAUUAUAGUCAUCAUUCAAAAAGCCAGAGAAAUAAAGAUAUUCCAAACAUGUUGGAUGUUCUAAAGGAUAUGAAUAAGGUUAAGCUUCGUGCAAUUGAGCGGUCACCUGGCGGUAGACCCAUUCAUAAGAGGAAAAGACAGAAUUCACAUUGGGAUCCAGUUUCUUUAAUAUCUCAUGCACUUAAGCAGAAAUUUGCAUUUCAAGAAGAUGAUUCUUUUGAGAAAGAGAAUAGAUCUUGGGAAUCUUCCCCAUUUUCUAGUCCAGAAACUUCAAGGUUUGGACAUCACAUUUCACAGUCAGAAGGACAGCGAACUAGAGAAGAAAUGGUCAACACAAAAGCUGUUGACCAAGGUAUCAACAAUACAAGCCUUCUAAACUCAAGGAUUUAAACUCAACUUAAGGUUGAGCCUUAAACUUCUAAAACUUCUUCCUGGAUGAUAAAUUAUUCUUAGAAACUGAUUUGGACUGUUAAAGGCUAAAAGUAGAUGUAUUUAAAGACUUUUCUUGACACAUUUUGCCUACACUUGCUAUGUAAAUAUCUAUGCCUGUCAUUUUUGUUUCCUUUGUUCCUUUCUACAUUUACACUCUGUUCUUCUGUACAUAGAGCUUAAAAUAAACAUUCCUUUUGAACUUG
Chlorocebus sabaeus (green monkey) is the source of this 5065-nucleotide messenger RNA. RefSeq names its product mitochondrial fission regulator 2 (gene MTFR2). The record is from RefSeq and is a predicted model, not a curated record. Gene Ontology annotation, biological process: mitochondrial fission; aerobic respiration. Lineage: Eukaryota; Metazoa; Chordata; Mammalia; Primates; Cercopithecidae. Gene Ontology annotation, cellular component: mitochondrion.